This is a messenger RNA of Umbelopsis ramanniana AG, 444 nucleotides long. RefSeq lists its product as uncharacterized. Bases 1 to 444 code for a protein of 147 amino acids. Lineage: Eukaryota; Fungi; Mucoromycota; Umbelopsidomycetes; Umbelopsidales; Umbelopsidaceae. The transcript has 4 exons. The record is from RefSeq and is a predicted model, not a curated record.
AUGGAUGCUUCUGCUGCUAAGCCGAUUGCUAUAGAAAUUAGCAAUCAAUUGAGUGCUACAACAGCUAUCAAUAGAGCAUCAUGUAACAUGUUGUCUACUCCAACUCUCUCAAAAAAGUUGUCCAAUGCUGACAAGGCCAUUACUGAAAACCAAGGUGAACUCUCAAAGGCACAAACUGCGUAUAUCAAAACUCGCGAGGAGAACCAGGGAAUUAAUGCCAUCCUGGACGAUAUUAAGCAACAGUCCUUAGAGCUAGAAAAAACAUUUGAACAAAUUGACCAACUGGAGAUGUUUGUCAAUCACGUCAAGGAUACCUUCAAUCAAGUGGCUGACUGCGUGGGAUCGAUGGAAAAGAGCGUUCUGGCCAACAGUGGCUUAUCUGUAGGAUCCAUACCGAUGUCUUUUAAAUUUGUGAGCGUCUUUGGGACUGGAGCUAGUGGUUAG